Adineta ricciae is the source of this 717-nucleotide messenger RNA. The record is from the annotation of a GenBank genome assembly. NCBI's taxonomy places the organism in Eukaryota, Metazoa, Rotifera, Eurotatoria, Adinetida, Adinetidae.
AUGAAGAAUCUUCUGUGCUCCCAAGUUACAGAUGAGAUCAAUCAAGUGGAAAGUAAUGCUUUUCAAAAUUUACUUUCUUGUGAGGCUGAGGAAAUCAUUCAGCGGCCACGCAGUCGCGAACUUUAUUAUAUAUCAAAGCGAACAUUACAAAAUGCUGUGAGAAAAGACAUAGAAUUGACUGAUAAUCCUGGGAUACCUAAUCGUUUAGGUGCGAUUUUUUUCAUUAUUGUCAGUCAAAUCUUCAGUACAGCUACAGCGUUAGAACCUUUGCUCAAAGAACGGGUUUUAUUUAUUCAUGAAAAUAUUGGUGGUUAUUAUCGAAUAUCGACAUUCUUCAUCACAAAACUUGUUUGCGAUGUUUUGCCGAUGUGUGUAGUUCCAUCGCUGAUAUUUUCGUUAAUUGCCUAUUACAUGACUGGAUUGCAACGAAGUUUUGGACAAUUUUUUGUUUUUCUUCUGAUGAUAUUUAUAAGUUCAGUCUUCGGAUCAGCAACAAUACCUAUUUUUGGUGACCGUAGCAUUGAUUGUUGUUGUGCUGAUUUUUGUUGUCAUAUGAUGAUAUUCAGUGGUUGUAUAGUUAAACUAUCGAGUUUAUUCAGUUGGAUAUCUUGGCUAAAUCCAUAUUUGAAUAUUUCAAUCAAUGGUACACAAAUUUUCAAAGACAAAGAGCUAGAUUAUAAAACCGCUGGAAUGUUUGGAAGAAUAUUUUUGCAUUAG